AUGACGAAGAGGCUGAAAAUCAUGAUUGGCCCUAAUCGGGAAGAGAUGGAAAUUGCUCAUGUCAACGAUUCAAGCCAGCCGACCAUCAUCAACUCCGAAUACUUUGUCGGUCGGGUCCUCAUCAAAAUCAGGGACUUUGAAGGCAUCACUGCCGAUGGCUCUCCCCCCAUCCGCAAUCAUGUCUACUUUGAUGGUCGCAGCAGAAAGUUUGAUAUCCAGAUCGAAGGUCGAUUUAAGAAACGCGAAGGAGUUGAACUUUACUCUGGCGAGGAAAUCCACUUUGGCAGUGAUUUUGAUCACAUCGUAGAUUUUCCAAAGAGCGCAUUCAAUGCUGGGAUGCGAGUUGCCAGAUGGAUCGACCCCAACGUAUUUUAUGACCUUACACCUCCAAGCGAAAGACCAUUCAUCAUGAGUCCCUACCUGGCUUGCAUGAACACACUCUGUGCUUGGCCAUGCCCAGAUCGACUGAGUGAUGCGCUAGUCUGUCUACGCCAAUCCGACCGUGAAGAUGACCAGUAUCUCAACAGUGAAGCGGACGAUAUGGUGCCCAUGGAACAAGUUGAUCCGGCUGAGGUCGGCGCCACGGCUGGAAAGAAGAAGAUCGGUCGUCAUCCCCGCCGAUACUGGCGCUUCAUCGGCUUGAAAUCUGAUCAUGGUCGAAUCGACGCAUUUAUCGCCAAGAACAGCCAUUUGUUAGUACAACCAAUUGAAGACUCCGUAGAGCCUGCAGGUCAGCCCAAUCCAGACAGUGAUAGCAUGACAACUGGGCAGACCACCGAUAACGAAGAUGAGGAAUUUGACGACGCCGAUGCAUUCUCUUGUCGAGCUCCAUCUUCUCAUGCCACCUAUUCAACUGCCGUCGAAGGAGUUGGUGACAACAGGCCUGCGAUCAAUUCUGGUUCAUCUUAUCGCUUUUCACCCCGUCGUAUCUUCCCUCGUCAUCAGAUCAGCCUUGGUGCCGGUAUGCGGGAUCUCUACCAGGAUGCUGAAAUUGAAGCGAAUGAGCGGGAAGGCGAGGCGCAAGCCCAACGAAUGAUUGAGAUGAUGGGAGAAGAUGACACGAUGCCCUCGAAACGUCCCUCCCCUGGGCCAGAGCUCUCGCCUACACCUAAUGGGCAGGAGAGCGAUGAGGCACUGAAGAAAAGUAGUAACAAAGUCAAACACGGCUUGAAGAAACUCAAGAUUGCGUUCAAGAAGAUAACCCCUAACCUAUCUUCAGCUUCCACAUCUACUCCAAGUCCUUCCAGCAAUACUCCCAGCAAACGCAAGUCGUAUUCGACCGCAUUUUCUAGCAAGGCCCGGUGUGAUAAUGUGGUCAGUCCGGCACCAAGUACGGUUUCGCGUGCGGCUUCCAGGACCCUACCCGGUCCUCAUCUGCGCGAUAGCUCACCGACUUUGAGAAACGAUUCUCGCUCGGCUGAAACUGUGAAAAAUCUCGCACGAAGCUCUUCACUGAUGCCGCGACCUCAAUCACACUACCCCCUGUCCAGUGUUCCCCCGUCAAUUCAAGCAGAGCAAUACGCCAAGACUCGGAGUACCUCGCUAGAUCAAACUCGCUCACCCGAUUUUGCUGCUACGAUGGGAGCGCUUAAGAUGCAGAGUACCGAAUCCAGCCUGUUUACUAUUCACCAGGCGGCCGCCAGCACCGUUGAAAACUCGAGCCCUCCGCAAGGGUCGUCCAGGUUAUCCAUUGUAAAGAGUGACAAGGAAGAUUCUACCAGAUUAUCAUCUUCUUCCACCAGCCACUCGCGAUCAAAUCGGACUAGCGCCACCUCAAGAAGCCCGGUUUGCAGCGAUGUGGAUGAAGAACCGGAUGCAGAACUUCCCAAACCCAAAGAAAGUCGGUUUACAGAACUCUCAGACUACAGUCAAGCUAAGGAUCAAGCGACCGCCGACUCCCCAGCUCAGAUCAGCGGCCAGAGGCAGACAAGUAGCCCCACAGCCAUCAACAGCGAAGUUGGAGGCUCGCCUAGGCCAGGCUCGAGUGUUAACCACACUCCAGUUUCUAGAUCACGUACGUCUCUCUUGGAAUCAGAAAAGAGAAACACAACACCAGAGGGAUCGGCCAGCAAUUCCGCCGCCCCCACUGUCAACCAGGCACCUUCAACCCCGAUAUCAAAAUCUUUGACCCAAACGAGCACCGCCCCAAGUCAGGCCGAAAUUGAUGAGGCGCCAGAACUCGAAGACGUCGAAGUCGGCGAUCUCAUGUUCGCUAAUAUGCUCAACCUGGCUGGCGAAUCGCCUCAGAGCCAUGAUCCUGUUCAGGAACAAUUAGGCCCCUGGAGGUUCAAGAAUCCGACCACUGAUAUCCUCGAGGAUAAUACAUUUGUUUUCCUUGAUAAGAGUGUGAACGUACAGAAACGACGGAAACACUUUUCUGAGAAUGGAGGGAAAUUUCGAAAGGCCUUCACAUAUGACCCUGAUGUGGUCUAUGCCACUUCUUUCUUUUCUCCCUUCAUGGACUUCAACACCUUCGACCUCGCUAUUGGUCCUGUCAAGAUCAACGUUGCUAAAGUCUUUGGAGACAUGCCUGUUAGAUAUACUCUCCGAUCCACUCGAAUCGAUGCGCGUAACAACGUGGAGGAAGAGAUCUUUGUCACUAUCUCCUUCGAACUGGUCGAUGCUUAG
Messenger RNA from Puccinia graminis f. sp. tritici CRL 75-36-700-3, 2628 nucleotides. RefSeq lists its product as uncharacterized. The record is from RefSeq and is a predicted model, not a curated record. The transcript has 4 exons. Bases 1 to 2628 code for a protein of 875 amino acids. Lineage: Eukaryota; Fungi; Basidiomycota; Pucciniomycetes; Pucciniales; Pucciniaceae.